CCAACGGUGCACAUUCCGAAAAGCGAAUUUCGUAGCCGCGUCGAAGACAAACGAGUAACAAACAAACAGCACAAGCGUCACGUUCUCUCCAUUCUGUUCGUUUUCCCGCAACAGGGAUUUUUUCCUUCGCUACGAAGAUAUCCCUCUUUCUUUCUCAUAGUUUUCUGCGAAAUCGCCGAUGCUAGAAUCGGAGCUCCACGAUUUAUCCGACGACGCCGAUUACGCCGCGUCUCAACAACAAGGAUCUGCUAGCGUGAUGCUGCGUAGUGACAGUGCCAAACAGAGCUCCCCUCGGGAAGGUGCUGAAAUUGUAUUUUUGAAGGACAAUGUCGCAAUUCAUCCGACUCAGUUUGCGUCUGAAAGAAUCAGUGGAAGACUGAAAUUGAUUAAGCAAAGCUCGUCCUUGUCUAUGACUUGGAUACCUUACAAAGCGCAUAGUUCAGAGGCCAGGCUGUCUGAUAAAGGUAGUUUACAUUCUGGACGACUUUGCUGCCUUGUGAAAUAUGCUCUAUAUGUUGAUUUUGUUCUACUUUCUUGUUUAGACAGAAACCUUUAUAUCAUAAGGGCGGUGCCCUUCACAGACAUCAGGUCCAUCCGGAGGCAUAAUCCUGCUUUUGGGUGGCAAUAUGUCAUUGUUGUUCUAUCAUCAGGACUUGCUCAUCCUCCAUUAUAUUUUUAUAGUGGAGGAGUCAAAGAAUUCCUUGCUACAAUAAAGCAACAUGUUCUUCUUGUGAGAUCUGAAGAAGAUGCCAACGUAUUCCUUGUGAAUGAUUUUCAGAAUACACUGCAGAGGACUUUGUCUUCCUUGGAGAUGCCCAGAGCUGUUCCCCUUACAUGUGGACCUUCAAAUACGUCAGUUGAUGAAUCCAUUUUGAUUGAGAACCAAGAAAGGGCUGAUAAUGGUGCCAAUGAUGGAAGAUUUAGUGUUAAUCAGUUCCACGGGAAGCCAAGACAUAAAGUAGAUCCUGCUCGAGACCUCUCUAUUCAAGUUUUAGAGAAGUUUUCUCUUGUCACAAGAUUUGCCCGUGAAACAACUUCACAACUUUUUGGAGAAAACCAGAGUAAUGGAUUUAGUCCCAUUGACAGGAGGACCCAUAUCCAGACUAACCUUGAUCACCCUAAGAAGUCUUCCAAUGUUGAGGAAAAUACCUCUGAUGAAAGUCCUGUUGCCUUGGAUUCUCAGGAGUUUGAUAACUUAUCACUAGUAUGGGGAAAACCCAGGCAACCCCCUUUGGGUUCUGAAGAGUGGAUUACCUUCAUGGAUUCUGAAGGACGAGUCACAGAUUCAGAAGCUUUGAGAAAAAGAGUAUUUUAUGGUGGACUUGACCACAAAUUACGAAAUGAGGUAUGGGGUUUGCUUUUGGGAUAUUAUCCAUAUGAAUCGACAUAUGCUGAGAGAGAAUUCCUGAAGUCAGUUAAGAAGUCAGAAUAUGUGAACAUAAAGAACCAGUGGCAGAGUAUAUCCUCAGCACAGGCUAAAAGAUUCACAAAAUUCAGGGAAAGGAAAGGGCUUAUUGAGAAAGAUGUGGUGAGAACUGAUAGAUCGCUCGCUUUCUAUGAAGGCGAUGAUAAUCCAAAUGUCAAUGUUCUGCGAGAUAUCCUGUUGACAUAUUCAUUCUACAACUUUGAUCUUGGUUAUUGCCAGGGAAUGAGUGAUCUGCUAUCUCCAAUAUUGUUUGUGAUGGAUGAUGAAUCAGAGGCAUUUUGGUGUUUUGUUGCUCUAAUGGAACGUCUUGGACCCAAUUUUAAUCGUGAUCAAAACGGCAUGCACUCUCAACUUUUUGCACUAUCAAAGUUGGUGGAGUUGCUGGAUAGUCCAUUGCAUAACUAUUUUAAGCAGCGUGACUGCUUGAAUUAUUUCUUUUGUUUCCGCUGGAUUUUGAUUCAAUUUAAAAGGGAGUUUGAGUACGAGAAAACAAUGCGCUUGUGGGAAGUUUUAUGGACACAUUAUCCGUCUGAGCAUCUGCACCUGUAUGUAUGUGUGGCAAUCUUGAAACGAUAUCGUGGUAAAAUAAUUGGAGAGGAAAUGGACUUCGACACCCUUUUGAAGUUUAUUAAUGAGCUAAGUGGUCACAUCAACCUUGAUGCAACCCUCAGAGAUGCAGAGGCUCUAUGCAUAUGUGCUGGUGAGAACGGUGCUGCUCGCAUACCUCCCGGAACCCCACCAUCGUUGCCUGUUGAAGAUGGUUCUUUUUACGCCCAACAAGAACAAGAUGAAAUAUUGUAAAUAAAUUCACAUUUAUAAUAAAUUGUUUGGUGAUACUUGAAUAUAUCAACCUAAUUGUGUAUUUCCUCAUUCCAGUUUAAAUACGUUGUUAGCAUAUUAAAUGCAUUUCUUUAAUCAUAUUUGUUGUCCUUU
Glycine soja is the source of this 2359-nucleotide messenger RNA. RefSeq names its product TBC1 domain family member 15-like. The coding region runs from base 179 to 2227 and encodes 682 amino acids. Lineage: Eukaryota; Viridiplantae; Streptophyta; Magnoliopsida; Fabales; Fabaceae. Gene Ontology annotation, biological process: activation of GTPase activity. The record is from RefSeq and is a predicted model, not a curated record. The transcript has 14 exons. Gene Ontology annotation, molecular function: GTPase activator activity.